AUGGAUAACUCAGACAUUAUUGAGAGCAUUCGCGUGACCGAGUUCGAGGGCGAAGACUGGCCUUGCUUCGUCUUUCCAGAUCACCAGGUGCCUCCCGGCAUGAUCGAGCCACGACCUCACAAGCACGCUCUACCGGUACUGUUUCUGGAACGACACAAAUUUGAAUGGCGCAGUCGCGAUGCCCUCAACGACUUUGACCCUUGUGAAGACAGAACAUUUGACGCAACUCGUGCCGGCAGAGAACGCGAGCAGGCGUACAAAGAGGCUCAGGAGUUCCAUGAUCUGAAUUACUACCACAAGCUGGUCUGUAAGAUACAAGCAGCACAAGAAACGGCGCAGGACAAGGUCAUCGAUCUAGAGAACAGCGAUGACAAUGAUGACGACAGCUUCCUCAAGCCUAGCAAGCACGCUUCACUACAAGACGACAGUGAUGACGAAGUCACAACCACUUCAGUGACCAAGAAGAAACGUUCCUAUUCCUCAGCUUUUAAACGCCCUGGCCUGCCGACCCCUAGAUCGACACCCAACAAGAAAGCAAAAGCAUCACCAAAGACCCCAGCUCCCUCACUUCCAUUCGGCGAAGAUGAUAGUGACGUGGAUCUUCCUCAUCCCUCAACCUUCACACCCAGCCGAAAGACAGGACCUAAGUCAGCAGGUUCCCAGUGGAAGCCCAGCGGCAAAUUACUCAAGGCCGACCCAGCCGACUAUGUCGCUCAGAAACAACUCGAGUUGCUCAAGAAAAGAAAGGCGAUGGCAAAGACUCGCCUGAGAAGCCAAAGGUUCUCGAGCCUGUCAAAGAGUGAGUCUACAAAUCAUGGUUCUUGGUGCUGUAUGCCACAUACUAACGUGCCAUUUAGNNUCCGCUCAAGGUCAAUAUCUACGUUGGCGACGAGGGAAAGCUAUUCAUCCUGGAACGAGCCCUAA
Aureobasidium musti is the source of this 924-nucleotide messenger RNA. The record is from the annotation of a GenBank genome assembly. NCBI's taxonomy places the organism in Eukaryota, Fungi, Ascomycota, Dothideomycetes, Dothideales, Saccotheciaceae.